GGUGGGGGGAGGGGGGAACGCGAGCCGCCGGUGCGGUGUCGGCAUCGACGCCGGGAAGAGCGGGAGCCUCAUUCCCCGACUAUGUUCCAGCCGGGUCCACGUUUUUCGGCGACUCGUCAAGCUUGAUCACGUGCUCGCGCUCAUGGCAGCCUGUCUGGCCGUUCCCUGCCACCCAAGACUGAUGGGGAUCGUGUGGUUGCUGUGGCUCGUGUCAGCACCCGCUGCCCUCGCUCAAAGGAAGUACGGAACUGUUGGAGAUCUCGACAAACUGGAUAAGCUGCUCAGCAAGUACGAUAGGCGGGCGAUGCCGACGGGACACUUGGGAGGAGCAACCAACGUGUCUUGCGAGAUCUACAUCAGGAGCUUUGGCUCAAUCAACCCAGCGACAAUGGAUUACGAGGUGGACCUGUACCUGCGCCAGCGGUGGCACGACGACCGCUUCGAGCAAAGCGGCAUCACCGGUCCGCUGGACUUGAACGACCCGAAGCUGGUGCAAAGGAUCUGGAAGCCCGAGGUGUUUUUCGCCAACGCCAAGCACGCCGAGUUCCAGUACGUGACAGUGCCCAACGUCCUGGUGCGGAUCAGCCCUUCGGGGGACAUCCUGUACAUGCUCAGGCUCAAGCUAACCUUCUCCUGCAUGAUGGACCUCUACCGGUAUCCACUCGACGCACAAGUCUGCACGAUCGAGCUGGCUUCCUUUUCCAAAACAAAGGACGAACUUCAGCUACACUGGUCUGGGAUUGCGCCUGUGAUUCUAUACGAAAACAUGAAGCUACCUCAGUUCGAAAUUGAAAAUGUGACCACUUCGCUGUGCAAUGAGACAUUCCACAUUGGAGAGUACAGCUGCCUCAAAGCUGAGUUCUUCCUUCAGCGCUCCAUCGGUUACCACCUGGUUCAGUCCUACCUGCCGACCAUCUUGAUCGUAGUGAUCUCGUGGGUAUCCUUCUGGCUGGACGUGGAGGCCAUACCGGCCCGGAUCACCUUGGGAGUCACCACACUACUCACCAUCUCGUCCAAGGGAGCAGGCAUCCAGGGAAACCUUCCUCCGGUGUCCUACGUCAAGGCCAUUGACGUCUGGAUGGGCGCCUGCACAAUGUUCGUGUUCGCAGCUCUGCUCGAGUUCACCUUCGUCAAUUACCUCUGGAGAAAACUUCCCUCCUGCGCGGUUACACCACCACCUGUUUCAGACAGAAAAAUAUCUGUGUUGAUGCCUGGGAAGACGUGCAACGGCAGCAUGGUGCAGUGCAGCCCGACUCCCGCUGACGUGGACGUGCCUGCGCAGACGUCGCCGGGCUCUGCCGGGGCCAAGAACCACCACAAGAUACAAGCAAAAAGAAUCGAUCAGAUGUGCAGAAUCGCGUUUCCUAUGGCCUUCGUCGCCUUCAGCAUUGUCUAUUGGCCCUACUACUUGCUGUGAUGGGGUCGUCACCGGCAAUGUCGACGGAGACUGUCAGGUCUACGGAUUCUGAGGUUCUUAGUUUUAAGACCCUUUGUUCGGGCCAUUUUCAUCCGACCCGAGCAGACUGGCGAAGUAUUGUUGGUACCAGGCGGAAAGUGGAGUUGUUAUUUACUUGUUGUUUCUACAGGGCUAGUCGCUAAUUUGGCUAAAUGUAUUUUGUAGGUUAUCUGCGUUGUGCUGUGCUGUCUUAAUUUCGCACUCUGGAAGCAGUGAAAAUGUCACAGUAUCAAGUUUUAUAGUAUAGUUGCACAUUCGUGAUUUUUGUGAUAACGAAAGUGCUUACGGAUUAUCCCUUUUUUUUUCCUGUUGCUACUUAUUUCAUAUAAAUUGUAUAUUAUCUAUUCGCUAAGUUUUGAUUAGCUUUAAAAAAGCACAAACAGAAGUUACAUUAUUAAUAAUAAUUUUGUCAAAAAAGGGUAAAAAUGAAAUUAUAUUAAGGGCAACCUAACUCGAAUGUAUAAACGCGUUGGGCACGCAAGGGAAAAAAAUAAUUAAAAAUACAAAACCGAGGUCAGAAGUUUAGCUUACCAGCGGCUCUCCCAACGCUGUGAGCGAAGAAGUCGGUUGCCGUGCAGUCGUGAGUAAUAGCUAAAAGGUGAACAGUUUUACUUGAAAUAAUACAACGCACAUAAAUAAAAGUCUGGAAUUUCAUCGAAUAAUAUAUUGCUUUGCCGUAUACAAAAUGCUCAAGUAUAAAAAAAUUCAAUUUCUGCCCUAAGAUCUUGAUUUCUGCAUGUGUUCAUUCUUUUAAGACACCUGAAUAUAAUAGAGCCGUAAUCAUGCAGUGGUACAAAAAAAAAGGUAUCGAGUGUUGGUUCUUGUUUUGUGGCGGUUUCCUAGUUUAAAGACGUGUUGAAGCCCACACGUCGUCCUGAAAUAUAGUAUGAUACAUCUGUGUCAAAAUAACCGGCUCAGGUUACAAUUUAGGUCUUGACAGCAGUUUCACAAUUGCUAAAUCAAAUAAAAUAAAAUGAAUUUCAUUUGCAGUCAUAUGGUUGAAAAAGGCACAUGAUAACAAGCAAUUGACGUUAAAAGCAGCUCAACAGCAGGUCUGAGCCCCCAUGCAGCUUUUAGCAGGAUAUUAAAGCGAAGUGAAAAAACACAAACAGAUAGCGCAGCAAACCUACAUAAAUAAAGCAAGGUUUGUCACUUUAUACAAGCGAUAAAUUUGAAGAACUUUAUGGAUGAAAAAAUGCAGACAAAAUAAAAAGUAAUCAUUAAAUAUAUAAAACUAAGACAGAGAUUAUGCCAUGCCACAGAUUAGUCAUUUAGACAUGUGAAGCACUAGAGUAUCAGCAAGAAGCCAAAUUAUUAAGUUUCGCUCUCAAGUCGUGUAUUUACUGAGAAGAACCAACGAACUAUGACCCGCACCAUAAGAUUAGUCAGAAGGAACGUUACCUCAGGGACUCCGAAAAUUACUUGGACUGUUUCACUUCCCGUUACUACGCACUAAAAGUGACAUGCUGUGCGUAUUUUUUAUAACUCGUAAGAUAUGCCUCAUGCCGCUUAUUUUUUACAGUCUUGUUAUUGUCUAUGAUUGUAAAAAAUAGAGGAAGCCCUCAGCACCCAAAAUCUUCACCGGCGUGUUUGUACGGAAAACAGUACCAGGUGCUGAAACCAACAAGAUUAAUAUAUAGGCCUUUAUGGGCCGUGUCUUGUUAAAAAUUUGGGCAUGCCUUAUGGCCGCGGUCAUUACUUUAUGGAGUUUUUUUUCUCUCUACCUGAUAGCCACGUCGUUAUAAACUUGAAAUGUAGCGGGCAUUGUAUCCUUCACACCAGCUCACGAAAGAUAAGAAAUUUCAAAAACUGCUGUCUAGGAAAUUGGCCUAGCGAAUGAAAUGUUCUGUUUUUCUCAGCUUUAAACAAAAAAACGACAAGAUGAUUUGAAUUUACACCAGAACGUUUUGAUGUCCCACUCAUUUUUUCGCUUCAGACCACAAAUGUUCACUGUAUGCCUUUGGACCGGUUGUUAGCACGCGGGAUUUCUCUAUUGUUACGGGGUGUAGAUCAUGACUCAGACUCGAACCCUACUCUGUGCGCCCACUAAAAGUUUUACGUAAAAUCCUCAACUAUACAUCGACGUUUACUGCAUAUGAAACCACAAGAAGAAACUGAACCAAGCUCACAAAGUUUAUAGCAGCUGCAUUGGGUUAGGUUAGUUUCUCUUUGAACAAUAGGCCGUAGAUUUUCCGGCUUUUAUUCAACAAGAAAAUCGGCGGAUGUUUCUCGGUGUCUAUUCACUUUUAAGAUAACAGUGUAUUUCGGUGAUAUGCCUCCAAUUGUCACUAAAACAGUAAAUAUCGAUAAAACAAAUUCUUUAAAAAUCUAAGGAUUAUAGCUUAAAAGUGGAAGGUUUCAUCAAAGAUAGUCCUAAUAGGGGCAAAAUUUUAAAGAAAUUAGUAUUUCACGAUUUUAACCAGUAUUGUAUUUUUGACUCCAAAGGAUGCUUAUCGGUGUCAUUCGGUUUUAACCGAUUGUGUUUUCUUGAGACCGACAGAUGUUUAUCGAUGUUUUUUUCGCUUAAAUUUGGAAGGUCGGCUGUCAAAUUAAAAACAAACAUUUAGAUCAUCUUACAUUUGAAGGCAUGUCUUCAAUUCUGUGCCUAAAACACGCGUAGAACUCAGCAUAACGACAACCAAAUUACCGUGAAUACCUACAACUUGUAUAUAUAAUGAUUCACUCUCCUCGUGUAUAAGCGCACAGAAUCUGUUCUUCAUGGCUCUAUGUGCGUUCAGAGCGACCAAUACUCUUUUCUGCCAUUCACAUGUGCUUAUUGGUGGAUUUGUACUUUCAUUACUCGAUGAAAUGUGUCCAUCGGUACACAUUAUUCUUUGAUUAAUGAAAAAUUAUAUUUUCUUUGUCUUUUGCAUUUGGACGAGCCGCCUUUGUGAUUUUGAUGCGUAGCGCCGUCCUAUGUAUUAAUUUUGACGUAUUCCAUUCGGUGCCUGCCAUUUGAAAAAGAACAUGUUGAAGUAAAACUCCGUAGAAGCCAGAUUUAUGUGGCAUUCAAAAAGUUUCACAUGCGGUUUAAUUUUAUUGAAAGUUAUUCGCUGGGCCCAGCCACAUUUGCUUUGUUAGUUUCACUGAUAAUUGCUAUAAACAUAGGCAGAUGAGCGUGCUUAAUAAAUAUGAUAAGAGGCAUAAAAAUGCAGUCUAUAAAAGCAAGACACAAAACAAAAGAACAACGGACAGCUUUCAACUUGCAGGUUUCAUUUGUCCUUCUCUGCUGUCGUCUUUUUUGGCGAGAUCUGCUUCAACGACAUGUUCACUCGCUCACUUCCUGACAGAGUCUUCUCAAUGUAUUCUGCACGAACCUUUCUUCCUAAGCGGUUAAAGAGGUUUGUGUCUCACGUUGUUCUUGAUUCCGUGAAUGCGAGAAGAGAGUCGAUGACCUUUCGUCUCAUGCUAUGGAGAAGUUUGCUUCGUCAAUAACUGCAUUUAUUUAUUUAUUUAUUUAUUUAUUUAUUUAGUGCUGCUGUCCACCCUUUACAAGGCCUUUACAGGAGCGGUAAUGCAUACAAGAUGUAAACGAACAAUCAUGCACUGACACUCUAAAAAAAGUGAUGCACGCGGAAGAAUAAAAAAUCAAAGGAAAUACAUUCAAAACACAAAGUCUCGGCACAUUCUCAAGCAGUAUACUCUUUAUACUUUUAACAAAGUCACAAACACUUGUCAUAGUGACGACGGAAUUCGGGAGUUGAUUACAUUCCUCUAUUGCCCUAGGAAAGAAACUAAAUUUAAAGCAAUAAUUUUUGACAGAUGGUUCCCUGAUGUGUGCAUGCUAUGACGAUGUCUCGUACAUUAACAGACGCGCACGUCCAUGUAAUUAUUUUGUGUAGCUUAACUAGACAAUGAAUGGUCAUAAAAGGAAUUUCAGGCGGACGCACUUUGUUCUCAAUUCAAGAGAAGGAAGUUCAGUAAGUUUGAAGAGUUUGGUGUAGAAAUGGUUCCGAUUAUAUUUAUUAAAGAUAAACCUGGAAGCAAGCCGCUGGAUUUCAUGAAGUUUGGACGAGUUCGCUACGGUAUCUGGAUCCCACACUACUUUUGCAUGUUCAAGGACAGGUCUCACCAGUGUUUUGUAAGCUAAUGUUUUUUCUUCUGGCGGAGCGCUAGCAAGAUUUCUUCUGAGGUACCAUAGUGCCUGGUUAGCUUUUGUGGACACUUUUUUCCCUGUGGGUAUUCCAUCCGAAGUCCCUUGCAACGGUCACUCCUAAAUACUUAUUUUCGUCUACACUAGGUAGAUUGUUGUCAUCUAUAAAGUAAUCAUAAUUUGGGAAAUGUUUUUUUCUUGUUAUAGACAAAAAGGUAUUAGAAUAUUUGCGUUCAGCUAUUUUGUACAAAGGACUAAACUUUAAACACAAACUCUCAGUCCCCGCUCAAACAUUUACUGCGUCAGCGCAUUCGUCACCAAGCAUCAAGAUAUCAAAAUAUAAAUGAAUUUCGACCAAAAUGUCGAGAAGGAUGGGUUUAAUUCUUGCGAAUGGAAGUACAUGCCUAUUCGAUAAACGCUUCCCAAAGUUCUUCAAUAUAGCUGUAUUACUUAUAUGCAAAAGAGCGAAUGCUAAACAAGUGGCAGCGCCCAAGGCCAUCUGAAUUUUGCCACAUAAUUAGGGAGGUGGUGAUCCCCAGUAAGGGAGACACAAAGUUAUGCAGAAUUUGUGUUUUUCAGGAAAAUGCAAAGCAGUUAAACGCUCUGCUAAUUACGUUGCGCAUUACUCUUUAAUGCAAGUAAGCCAGCUAAGUAAGUCGAGAAAUUUAUAUAAACUAAACCCUGGCACUACUAUUCUAAAUUGCACUGCAGAAUAGCUCUUUUAGAAACCGCGCACGCUCGUUUCAAAGAGAUCAGCAUCUCUGCAACCCAAAUGUAAUCUCGCUUCUGAAUAAAUACGAAGACGAUAAAGAUUGCAAAGCUCAAUGCCGUCGCACCGUUUAGCUUUCGCGAAUGCCCACAUUCAGGAUGAAGGAGGGAAGGAAAGAAAAAGGGUCGUUUUCUUUACUAAAAAAACAGAGCUAAGAAGCAGAAAAUAAAAACAAAGUAACUUUCUUAUGCGUAAAAAAGCGGGCUUUUUUCUUAAUGUAGGGCUGACUAUGCUCAAUUUCGUGAGCUUUCUUGUUUAACGAUUGAUUGCAAAUGGUGCAUACCGCAAAUUAACGAUGGGAAUGUUCACCCUGUCAUGAGUAUUGGUUGGCUGAUAAGUGCGCGCUAGAAAAAGCUUCUAACGUUUUGAUUUUCUGUCAUCACAGCUGUUGUUUCAAGCGGGUGUUAGGUUACUUAGGCCGUUAAUAAUACGCGCAACAAUGUUAUUUACACAUCUUUUAGAGGUAGUUCUGAGCCCUGUUCAGCGUCAAAUCUUGAUAUUGUUUGUUAUCGUAUGGUUACAAGCAGGUUGUUGCAUAUCGGACCAUGCAAAUAUGGUAAAAAGGUUGCACGUUUCAUGCCAGUAUUAAUAACCUGUAAGUCAAAUAAAAGUUAAGACAUUUCAACUGGUGUGGUUUGAUAAUUUUAUUAAAUCCUCAAUUCCCCGCAAGUACAGCACAUUAUGCUUAUGGCAGGUAACCUACGCGCUCUG
Messenger RNA from Ixodes scapularis (black-legged tick), 7029 nucleotides. RefSeq names its product glycine receptor subunit alpha-2. Bases 143 to 1417 code for a protein of 424 amino acids. Gene Ontology annotation, molecular function: extracellular ligand-gated monoatomic ion channel activity; transmembrane signaling receptor activity; chloride channel activity. Gene Ontology annotation, cellular component: membrane; synapse; neuron projection. Lineage: Eukaryota; Metazoa; Arthropoda; Arachnida; Ixodida; Ixodidae. Gene Ontology annotation, biological process: regulation of membrane potential; signal transduction; chloride transmembrane transport. The transcript is spliced from 9 exons. The record is from RefSeq and is a predicted model, not a curated record.